AGGCUAGCGUUAGCUGCUAAGAUACAACUGAAUCUGAGCUACGAACACACACGUGUGUGUGUGUGUGUGUGUGUGUGUGUGUGUUGUUACUGUGCGGUAACGUGAACAUCAUCGAUGUGACUUCACUGAUUAAUUCACGGCUUCGCGCCUCGAUCAGACACUGAACCUGCUGCACGUGACGCCAGACUCCGCUCAGAAACGUGUCAGUUUAACGUUUCCUCCCUGUCACACAGUGAAACACAGGUGUCGGAAAACACUGUUGAACCCUGAACACAUCAACACGUGUCGCUCUUGACUUCGGCACAAGAAGCAGCUUCUGUUACACUUCUAGGUUUGAUCUUUUGGUGCCUCGUGUACAUGUUGUUAAAUACUGACGUGUACACCUGUAAAGGUGUGUCGAUGAUGUCAUCAGCAGAUGACCAGCUGUGUCUAAACAUCAGCAGCAGUUUGCCCUCAUCUCCGUCUUCCAGGAGGAAACCUCUGAGCGCUCAGCAGAGAUGGGUCAGAAAGAAGCAGAGAGCAGAGAAAAGGAGGUGCAGCUCCUCCUCAGAGGAGAAGAGGACGCUGCAGACUGACCGGGCAGAGCGGGAGCAGGAGGAGGGGCAGGUACAGACUGAAGCUCCUCCCCCUGCACAUUCACAGGCUCCGCCCCCUGAGCCAACAGAGGGCGGAGCACCACAGAAGAGGAAGAAGAAAAAGGAGAAGGAGGAGGCAGGGAAGGAGGCGGGGAGGAGCAGCAUCAAGACCUCCUCUCUGUUCAAACACAACCCGGAUAUACCUGAGAUCCACAGACCAGUUGUUGAUCAGGUGAAAGAGAAGAUUUUCACCAGUGACUCGUUUUCAGACCUGGACCUGCACCCACACCUGGUGGCGACACUCAACAAAGUCCUGAAUGUUUCCACACUGACCAGUGUUCAGAAACAGACCAUCCCUGCUCUCCUGUCAGGACGAGACGCCGUGGUUCGAUCUCAGACGGGAUCAGGGAAGACUCUGUCCUACGCCGUCCCUCUGGUCCAGAGUCUUCAGUCGGUCCAGCCGAAGGUCAGCAGGUCAGACGGUCCUCUGGCCGUCGUCCUCGUCCCCACCAGAGAGCUCGCCCUGCAGACCUUCCACACCUUCCAGAAGCUUCUGAAGCCGUUUACCUGGAUCGUCCCAGGUGUUCUGAUGGGAGGAGAGAAGAGGAAAUCAGAGAAGGCCAGGCUCCGUAAAGGAAUCAACAUCCUGGUGUCCACCCCUGGACGUCUGGUAGAUCAUAUCAAACACACCCUGAGCAUCGCCUUCAGCGCCGUUCGCUGGCUGAUCUUGGACGAGGCAGACAGGACGUUGGACCUGGGCUUUGAGAAGGACCUGACCGUCAUAUUAAACAGCCUGAACACGACAGGACCGAGCAGACAGAACGUCCUGCUGUCCGCCACCCUGAGCCACGGUGUGACUCGUCUGGCAGACGUUUGUCUCAACGCCCCCGUCAACAUCCACGUGUCUGGCCCCGCCUCCUCUGACCUCACUACCGCAACCACUGUGACCUCUGACCCCGGCCCGGCUAGCCAAUCAGAGAGCUUUGCUGUACCUGAGGCCUUGAAGCAGUUUGUGGUGGUGGUCCCCAGUAAGAUCAGACUCGUCUGUCUGGCUGCUUUCAUACUGGACAAAUGUCAGUUUUCUCAGAACAACAAACUCAUCGUCUUCGUCUCGAGCUGUGAAGUUGUGGAGUUCCUCCACUCUCUCUUCACCUCCGUCCUCUCUGGGCCCUCAGCCAAUCGCAGGCCUCCGCUCAGCUUCCUGCGUCUCCAUGGCAACAUGAAGCAGGAGGAGCGCUCAGAGGUGUUCCAGCAGUUCUCGGUGUCUGCAUCCGGAGUCCUGCUCUGCACGGACGUAGCAGCCAGAGGUCUGGACCUUCCUCAGGUCACCUGGAUUCUUCAGUACACGCCUCCGACAGCGGCGGCAGAGUACGUUCACCGCGUCGGGCGGACGGCUCGUAUCGGAGGAAGAGGAAGCAGCCUCCUCUUCCUCACUCCUGCUGAGACCGCCUUCAUCACUGAGCUGGCCAAUCACAACAUCAGCCUAUCAGAGAUGAAGCUGCUGGACAUCCUGUCCAGUCUGAUGAUGGAUGACACCUACAAGGGGCGGGGCAAAUACCACAGCAAGAGUUCUAGCAGAGCUCUGGAGCAGGAGAUCCGGGAGCGAGCGACGGUUCUUCAGACGGAGUUUGAGAACUUCGUUCACUCAGAUGCUUCGUCAGUGCAGAGCGCCAAGAAAGCGCUGCAGUCCUUCCUGCGGGCGUACACCACCUACCCCGCUCACCUCAAGCACAUCUUCCACAUCCGCUCGCUCCACCUGGGACACACCGCCAAGAGCUUCGGCCUCAGAGACGCUCCGCAGGGUCUAAGCGGCGCCGCCAGCGCCACGGCCCCCGGGGCCAAACGAAACAACAGGAACCAGAACAGGAACCAGGCCAGGAGUCCUGUCAAGACCCAGAACAAGAAGCUGAGCAGCGCUGGAGAGAGGAGGUUCAGUCCCGGUCAGAGGGAGGUCAGUCUGUUCCGCUCCGAGUUCUCCAGCGGGUUGGAGGGAGGUGGCGCCAAGAAGAAGAAGAAGAAGAAGAAGACGACGACAUUUGGUCAGUCAGGAGAGGAAGAGGAGGAGUAAUGAGGAAGAGGGGGAGCAGCUGACUGACGCUUCCUCACUGUCACAGAGACACAGGCUGUGUCACCUGAGCGUUCAGUGUUCAGGUGUCCAGACAUUAAACUGUGAGCAGUUUGACACUGUGAAAGUAUCAAAGCCUCAGUCCACAGAGAAAUGCACACAGCCUGUAUUCAGAAACUGAGCCUUAAAACCAGCCGUCAGGACUUCUGGAACUUUGUGAUGUCACAACAAAGCAGUCACCAAGCCCCGCCCACCUGGACCCACCAUCCAAACCUUGCAGGAUUUGGUUUCUCUUAGUGUUUUUAUUGGAUCACUAUGAAUAUCACUCAGUAAUACUUCAGUAUUAGUGUAUUAUUACUGCAGCUCAGUACUGUCGUACUGCAGUAUUACUUUGGAACUACAUUUUGUGAACCAAUGAACUACCGUAUCCCUCCACAGAUCACCUGUUGAAGUGUAGUAGAACUUGUGCGUAGGAAUACGGUUGUUCAUCGGUUCACAGAAUGUAUUUCCAAAGUAAAGGUCUGUUUCAAAGUGGUGAAUAUCUUCAAAAUAAAGCUUCAACUGAUAUUA
Seriola aureovittata is the source of this 3210-nucleotide messenger RNA. It is a transcript of the gene ddx31, whose product is annotated as DEAD (Asp-Glu-Ala-Asp) box polypeptide 31. Gene Ontology annotation, molecular function: ATP binding; RNA helicase activity; nucleic acid binding. Gene Ontology annotation, cellular component: nucleus. The record is from RefSeq and is a predicted model, not a curated record. The transcript has 21 exons. Gene Ontology annotation, biological process: ribosome biogenesis. The coding region runs from base 358 to 2643 and encodes 761 amino acids. NCBI's taxonomy places the organism in Eukaryota, Metazoa, Chordata, Actinopteri, Carangiformes, Carangidae.